CUCACAGUCCUGCCGUUGGGCUGAAGUUACCAUUUUUGACUGGGCAGUGCCCGGUUAAUCACCUACCCACCUUCUUCUGUGAUGUUACUCAACCCAAACAGUAAGCCUCCCCAGGUUUGAGGACAAGAGCACAAGUCUUGGUUAACAAGCUGAUUUGCUCUUGAGAUGUCAGAGAGAAUGGCUAUAGUUCACACCUAAAGUCACAGUUAGUGGCAUUGCCAUGCUGCCUGGAGUGGGUGUAUUUGGCACAGGGAGCACAGCCAGAGUGCUGGUCCCAUUGUUGCAAGCAGAGGGCUUUGAAGUUCACGCAUUAUGGGGACGAAGUGAAGAGGAAGCAUGCUGCUUAGCAAAGGAACUUGGAAUCCCGUUCCACACAAGCCGAUCUGACGACGUCCUUCUGCAUCAAGAUGUUGAUCUUGUUUGUAUUUAUAUUCCACCUUCAAUGACAAGACAGAUUGCAGUCAAAGCACUGGGUAUAGGUAAGAAUGUGGUGUGUGAGAAAGCUGCAACUGCUGUGGAUUCUUUCAAGAUGGUGACUGCUGCCAGAUACUAUCCCCAGCUGCUCAGCAUUAUGGGUAACACCCUGCGCUUCCUGCCAGCUUUUGUUGCCAUGCGUGAGGAGCUGGUCAAAGGAUAUGUUGGUGAUAUCCAGGUGUGUGACGUACGUGUGUACGGCCCAAGUCUCCUGGAUCAGUCGUACGGCUGGACCUGUGAGGAGUUGAUGGGAGGAGGUGGACUGCACACUAUUGGCUCCGCCAUCAUCGACCUAUUAAGUUAUCUGACAGGUGCUCGAGCCCAUCGUGUACACGGUUUACUGCGGACCUUUGUGCAGCAAAACAGCUUGAUCCGAGGAAUCCGCCGUGUCACCAGCGAUGACUUUUGUUUUUUCCAAAUGCUGAUGGGUGGAAGUGGGUCUGGUGGUGUGUGCUGCACUGUGACCCUGAAUUUCAACAUGCCGGGGUCGUUUGUACACGAGGUUAUGGUAGUUGGAUCCACUGGUAGGUUGGUUGUCAGAGGCACAGAACUGUAUGGCCAACGCAAUGGGAGUAAAGGUGAAGAGCUGUUGCUAGGUGACAAUGGGUGGGUUGGACCAGAGGUGAAAGAGAUGCCGUUGCCUCACUUGCAGGGACUGAGCUCCAUGGUAAAGGCCUUAAGACAGUCUUUUCAGGCUCAUGAGGAGCGCAGGUCAUGGGCUCGAGAACCAGUUGCUAUGGCACCAACAUUCGAAGAUGGUCUUUAUGUACAGACGGUAGUCGAGGCGGUGAAACGGUCCAGCUGUACUGGAGAAUGGGUGUGUGUUGAGAUCAUGAGUCAAGAGCCAGAUCCAAACCACAACCUGUGUGAGGCUCUUCAGAGAAACAAAAACUGAAUUAAUUUAUUUACUCAGUGCAAAAACUACAUUUGAAACAACAGGGCUCUGAAUGUUUCUCUUUAAUUCAGCUGCUUUUGAGCGUUUACAUAACACACGACUACUUUUUCACAUUCUGUGACAUUUUGAACUGAAUAUUUUAUUUAAAAGAUUAAAAUUGCAUUUUGUGCUUAUACAUUCACAUCUGUUAUUGUAUUUUACACUAAAAGUGUAAAGUAAAGCUCCAUUAUUUGGAUUUUCACCUGAAAACUGCAAAUCACAUCAAUUUUAAAAUGUAAUUAAUAUAUUCUUCUUGCGCAAAUAACAGGAAUUAUGAUUGCAGGUUUCCCAUUAAAAGAUAAACACCACUUGUCAGUAAUGCACAGUUCUUGCAUCAUAAAUAAGCCAGUGUUAAAAUAAUAGCUUUCUGGGCAUAAGCACAGUCAAUUUAUAGAUAAACAACUAGGCUUUUUGUGUGUCUGUAGGUGUGCAUCAAGGCAAGUUUUGAGGGGUCGUAAAGUUUUGUACUGUGGCAACAAAGCAGUUGGCUGCAGCACAAUUUGUCUAAAUAUAUAUUUAAACAGAUCUGAAUCUGUAUCACACAUAAAAUUUGGAUGUUUGAACUAAAAUAUAUUGGUGUUAAUAAACACCAGUAGCACCUUUUAUUAUAGUAAAGAGACAAGCUCAGGUGUGGAUAUGAAAGCAUGAGGUUGAUUUGACUAACAAAAUACUUGAUUACUCUGGCAAACCUUAAAAAAAUAAUUUGUAGUUACACUAACUCAAAUAAGAAUAAUGGAGCUGUACACAAUUUAUUUUUUUAUUUAAUUUUGGAUAGUAUAAUUAUAAGUAAGAUAGCUGAAAAGAUGGGAAGUAAAGCUAUUACGUUUUUUUGUUUUGUUUUGUUAAUGUUAUGGCAUGCCAUGACAUACAUAAGAUACCAGGAAUUGAGUUAAAUAAGCUAUGUAGUGAAAAGUACAAGUCAGAUUUGUAGCAUUGUCCAUCAAAAUGCCCAAUUCUCAAUUUUAAAUGUUUAGAGAUUAAGUUUGAGAAUAGGCUGAUUUAAAAUAAAUAAAUAAAAAGAUUAUAGUUCUCUAAUUCGCACACAACAACUGCUAAGGUUUCAUGUGAAGAAAGUAAACAACUUCCUCUUACAUCUUCCAUGUGCUUUUUUUUCAUGUGUCAUUUUAUGCAAAUGUACUGGUUCCAAACAAGUUUUUACAUGUUAUUGAUAAAUGAUAUGAAAUGGUGGUUUAUAUCUCGGCUAUGUUUUUUCCGAAGGUGUCCGUUUUCUGAUUAUAACUGUAAAAAGAAAAACCAAGCAAAUCCUGAUACAUUUAACAGCUGAAACUGAGUUGAAGGAUAGAGACCACCGAUUUUUAACAGCCACAGUGUGAGCCUGCAUCCAGAGAAAACACUUUAGAUAACAGUUAGCAAAAACAGGCUCAUCGUGUAGAUUAGUUUUGAAUAUAAAAUCUGGAGGAAUUGGACAACUAUAUUAAAAUUUAAGUAAAAAGUUUGAUUACAUUAUUUGAUUAAUUCCAGAAGAUUAGCCUCAUGCAUUUAAAUUCAUUACAGAUGUGUGAGGCCACUACCUACCCUUUAAUACCAGCCAUUCUGAAACUGUACUGACGUUUUCAUAGAGUAGAAGCACUGGAUUUUAUGUUCGUUUGUAAAUGAAUGCCUCACUAAACCUUACCAAGACCAAGAGAGAGACAGGUCGUUACAGUCACUUUUCCAAAAUAUCUUCAGCAAUGGGUAUCUUCCUUGUUUGUAUUAGUGAAUCAGGAGGUGUUUAAGACAGUCACUUGUUAGACCCAUGAAGGAACUGCAAACAUACUAUCUACAUACACAAUACGUGCUUACCUCACAUUAUCCCAGCUGUGCUUUACAAAAACAAUUAGAGUUUACAUUAACUGUAUUGAUAAAACACAUAUUUUCCUGCAGGAGCCAUCACUAUUAAAAUACAUUCCAGAAGACUUUUUAUUAACUUGUCAGCAAUUGUUUUUGAUUUGUUUUUGCACUGACAUGUUUUGCAAACUAUUUAAUAUACUGUUCAAUGCUUACACCAGCCAGCUGGAUGUGAAGCUGAAUUUAACAGUUGUGAGAGGAGGACUUUUGUUUUAUUUAUUUGAGUUGAUGCAGAGUUUGUCAAUAUUUGUUUUGUCAGUGGGGUUUUUUUUUUGUCUGUUUGUUUGUUUUCCCAACCUGUGAAUUUCUGAUAAGUUGUAUUUAUCUUUUUUUUUUUUUUUUUAAUAGAGUCAAUGUUUUAUGUCACAUGGCAUUUUGAGCACUAAUUUGUUGAUUGAAAGUUGGGGAAACUGUAAAUACUGUUUGCAUAACAGAUUUUUCCUAUAAUAAAAAAAAUAGUUUUCAUUUCAA
Messenger RNA from Melanotaenia boesemani (Boeseman's rainbowfish), 3727 nucleotides. RefSeq names its product glucose-fructose oxidoreductase domain containing 2 (gene gfod2). The coding region runs from base 221 to 1369 and encodes 382 amino acids. Gene Ontology annotation, molecular function: nucleotide binding. NCBI's taxonomy places the organism in Eukaryota, Metazoa, Chordata, Actinopteri, Atheriniformes, Melanotaeniidae. The transcript is spliced from 3 exons. The record is from RefSeq and is a predicted model, not a curated record.